This is a messenger RNA of Parathielavia appendiculata, 3022 nucleotides long. RefSeq lists its product as uncharacterized. The record is from RefSeq and is a predicted model, not a curated record. NCBI's taxonomy places the organism in Eukaryota, Fungi, Ascomycota, Sordariomycetes, Sordariales, Chaetomiaceae. Bases 268 to 2961 code for a protein of 897 amino acids. The transcript is spliced from 3 exons.
UCGGUGUGCUGGUAGCAUCAACAUUCCCACAGCUAGUGCCAAGACCGGACAGUGACUGUAAAGCACAGUAGAAAUGUGCGAUGUAAAGAGUGCAUUGUGGAGCUUAUCGACGCAGCGAGUGGGACCCACCAACAACCCCGCGUGCAGCCAUCUGCCUGUCAAUCACCCUCACUUUCCAGCUUGUGCGGCUUUUCGAGUCCUGUCUAGAUUUUCGUUCGUCUACUGCAUCCCAUCCCUGAGCAACAGAGUCGACGAGAAUUUAUCAUUAUGGAAUCACCAACUUCCAUAGCAUCACCCGAGCUUGCCCGGGUCGUUUGGGCGUCUCAUAUCCUGUCCUAUAUGAAUCCUUAUACUGAGACUAUUUCAAACAAAGACCACCUACAGAAGACGUGCGCAGGUUUACCCCUAGAUGCGGACAGUGAUGAGGAGGCAGAUUCUGACGAAGACGUCGAUGCCGAAAUAUUAACGCAAGACACGGAUCUUUUGACGCCACAUGACACCAAUGUUCGCAAAAAGUUCCUUAACGGCGUAGCUGAGCUUCUCUCCCACUCAAAGGGCGGUGCGACCGUCACCGCGGCAGCUCUGAGGGAAAGCGAGGAUUUGGUCGAGGUGGAUUUGUCGCGAAAUGCCGGAUUCCGAACAGAUGAUGAGGAGUAUUUGUCUUCACUGACAGGAUUCCUGGCCGCCGGGAGCAGUGUCGACGCAGAGGCCAGGCGAGACGAGACCAUACAAUUCUUACACUCUUUUAUCGCCAAGACCAUCGACUACAAUGCGAGCAGACUCGACUCUUGUAUUCAAAAGACACAAUGCUUGGUAAAGCGGGUGCUCAUUCCUCUCCCUGUCCCAGAACGCCUAGCGUCUGGGCCGGAACGGCCUUGUCUUCUGGGGUGUUGCGCCGCAGCAGGGAUAUCAACUCCAGCCGCUGUACAAUCAUUAUUCUGGAAGAUCCGUUCCUUCAAUAUGUUGGAAAGGGACAGCAGUCGAGCCCGUACCGACCGGCGAGAGAUGGUAGCUUUGGCAAGUGGUGCAAUUCGUUCCCCUGACAGUGCACGGAUACAACUCGGGUCACUUGCGCCCUCCGUGGAUUCGAGCAAGCUUCUCUUGUGGUGGAAACAAUUGGCGCGACCGGUUACAAUUCUCCGGACACUGGUCACCAUCACGCAGCUGUUGCCCAACUUUCGCACAAUCCGAUUCAUCCCCCUGAAGGUGCCGCCUCUUAUCAAACUAGGAAGUCAUCAGAUCCCCUCAAUCGCCGAAGCCUGGCAAAAUCUCGGCCUCCCCUGCAGCUUGAACGCUUUUAUUCCGGCCUCAGCAAGCCGAAAAACUCGCUACUUCAGAGAUGACUGUUCCCGUCAACUUCACAACCAUUGCGAAAUCCAGCUUCUCAUGCGAUACGAAGCAGACCCUUCAUUGGCACCCACAUUGGCAUACUUCGGUUGCAGCAAGAAGGCGUGUUUCCUCUGCGAUGAAUUCAUCGCGCUGUCACCCUUGAAGCCCGGUGUUCGAGGCAGACAUGGAGUUUGCCAUCCGAAUUGGGCUGUAUCUGCCUUGCCCCCGGGAUCCGGUAUUACGGCACGCGAUAGACUGAACAAGCUGUGUAACGUUAUCAGGAGACAGAUCCAAUUGCUCCUACAGCCCGGGCCUCGGUCACCGCCUAAUAUCGUAUACCAGUCAUCCGCUGUUUCGGACCUGAAAACGGCCGACAUGAUACAUCUAACGCAUAGGGCUGCUGAUCGAGAAACGGUCGAGAAAGCCGCCAAGGAGUAUCGGGAAAAGAUGCAGAUUUUGCUCGACCCCAGGUCUCAGAGACCGCAGGAAAUCUACUGUCGAGACAUACGCACACUUUGCGUCAUGUGUCAAUGGCCUGGCCGACGGUGUUGCGGUUGCUUUGCAAUCUCUUACUGUUCCAAGAGAUGCCAGACAAUUGACUGGCCAUCUCACAAGAUACUGUGUCGCAAGUUCGUUCCCUUCCUGGAGGCCCGCCCGUCAGAGGACUUUCGGGUAGGAAUCUACUUCCCAAGAGACCAGGGCUCGCCGCGGCUCGUUUGGGUUCCCUUUGAGCAUACAGAAGGACCGAUGUACCAGCCCUUUUUUGACCAUUUUCUUGGCUCACUACCUUUUCCGGAAAGACUACUCUGGACUCUCCCUUUCAGGACGAACAAACGGCGGGGAAUCGACUUAGGAUAUUGGAUGACGAUCUACUACGCCGACUACGAUAAGACCAUCAACAAAUCUGUGCACAGAGCCGUGGAAGCGUGUAUCGGCAUGACUGUCCCAAAAACCACUUACGGCAACUACGUCGUCAUGAACGGGCCCUCACACCGUGGCGCCGCUGAACACAGCGACAUGACACUUAUGGACUUCCGGUACACGCUCGACUUCUUCAGUACGUAUUUCGACGACACGAUCCAUGACAUUCCUAGCCAAAAUUCGGUCCGAGCUCUCAAAAUCUGCAGCCCACUUGAGCAUGAGCUCUACGGACGGGAGACCUUUGCUUCGGUUUGGGUGGAUAGGGAUUUUAACGGGAGCAUGAGCGAUGUCUCGGAUCUGUCUAUGGCGCUAAUAGGUUUUGAGAUCAGAGUGUGCCAAGUGAGGGAGACGGAGAUGGAGCGCCAAAGUGAUGCCGAGGCCGAAGGUGGUAACUGGGAGAAUCCAUAUGCCAAGGCGCUUAUGCUUGAAAUAGAUCCAUUUGAAGAGCGAUGGGGUAUAUCCGACAACUGGAAUACGAAGGGAAGUGCGAUUCUCUUGCGGGAGGAUCGCCAGAAUCUAGAUACGGAGCUGGUGGAGGUAAUGUGCCGGUACUGUGUUGAGGUACUACAACCCCUGUUUGAGAAAUCUCGCAAUGGGGAGGUCUCCCGUUCCGAAGUUCUCGCAGAGAUCUCAAAAGAGAAAUUGACUGCAUGGGUGAAUAAAGAGGGGGAUAGACGGAGAGAAGGUGGUCAAACGAUCAUUAGAACUUGAGUUUGUUCAAGGGACGGUUAACUAUGUGAUAUAUUCAGACUGGUAUUGUUAUCCCUCGCAA